This is a messenger RNA of Adineta steineri, 684 nucleotides long. The record is from the annotation of a GenBank genome assembly. NCBI's taxonomy places the organism in Eukaryota, Metazoa, Rotifera, Eurotatoria, Adinetida, Adinetidae.
AUGAAAUUGAAAUAUUUUACACUUCGUGGUCCAGUGCCUGGUCAACCACCACAUUUCUUUUUUGGAAAUUUAAUUCAAUCAGGCUUAUUAUUUGGUUCUAAACCAAUUUCUGACGUUUAUAUAUCUUACAAAGAACGUUUUGGUGAUAUUUAUUUAUUUUGGGUGGGUUUUACACGAUAUACUAUCGUACAUAAUAUUGAUGAUGUUCAAUAUAUUUUUAAUAAUCGAAAUAAAUAUGAUCAAGGAAGUAUAUUUUUAGAAAAGUAUGAAUUAUAUCGUGAAUUUAGUAAUUUUUAUCCGGCUCCAAUUCAAUUAGAUGGAUACACUUGGCCAACUGUUGAACAUUAUUUUCAAGCACAAAAAUUUGUUUCAAAUGAAAUGCAUUUUAAAAAUAUUUUAGGAUUAGCUACUCCUCGAGAAGCAUUCGAUUAUGUUCGAACAUACAAAUCUUUAAGACGUUCCGAUUGGGAAAAUGUAAAAGAUGAUCUUAUGUUCAAAGCAUGUUUGGCAAAAUUUCAACAACAUCCAGAACUAAAAGAAUUGUUAUUAUCAACUGGUGAUCGUACUUUAAUUGAACAUACAAAAAAUGAUUCUUAUUGGGGUGAUGGAGGAGAUGGAACCGGAAGAAAUCAAUUAGGAAUUACUCUUAUGAAAGUUAGAGAUUAUCUUAAUAAUCAUCAUUAA